AUGCAGCUAUUUCCUUUUCUACCGUUGGCUUUAUCUUUGGCCAAUUCCCUCGCUGUUUCUGGUUCUUCUGUAAGUUCUUAUGUCCAGUUUCCGGUCCAAAAGUUGGCAAGCAUUCCAAAUAUAGCCUCGCAGUAUACAUCUGGUAUUUUUAAGAGAGGCGAGGCUUUUAAUUCAACAUUGGUACAUGAAAUAGGUCUGUAUGCUGUCAAAAUGGAGAUUGGAACUCCUCCCCAAACCGUGUAUCUUCAAUUGGAUACCGGCUCUUCAGAUAUGUAUGUUAAUGACGCUGAUAGCGCCUACUGCGAAUUGUUGUCUGAUGGGUCAGACUACGUCUCAACUGAUAAUUACGAGCUCACGGCAACAUUCAGCGAGCUUCCUUCUAGCACGGUCUCGGCAGAAGCUUAUAAUACUCUCUGCUCCUACUGGGGUGCAUUCAGCCCCAGUAACUCCUCCACUUUCAAGUACAAUGACACUUUUUUUGAUGAGACUUAUGGCGAUGGUACGUAUUAUGAAGGUACGUAUGGAACAGAUGUUGUCUCUUUAGGUGAUAUUACGCUAAAGAGUUUCUCUUUUGGGGUAGCCAAUAAUACAGAAAAUCAAAACGGGAUUCUAGGUAUAUCGCUUCCUGCUGGAGAAUAUACUGAUGCACUUGAAAAUGCCUAUAAUAUAACACCUUUUGAGUAUAGAAACUUUCCAAUGGCAUUGAAAAGCUACGGAAAGAUCGAGAAGAUGGCAUAUUCCUUAUUUUUGAAUGAGCCUGAAGCACAUUUUGGCAGCAUCUUGUUUGGUGCUGUCGACAAAAAUAAAUACUCGGGACAGCUCUACACAUUACCUAUGCUGCAGGCAUUCAAUACACUCGACUCUCUGGGACCAGGAAUGUUUGUCACUGCGCAGAGCGUUGCAAUUUCGGAUGGUUUUUCUGGAAACAAAACUGUUUCUGAGAUCCAGUUCCCAGUAUUGUUUGAUUCUGGCACAACCUAUUCUACUUUACCUACAGAAAUAGCAGAUUCGAUUGGAAAAUUUUUUGACGGAAAGUACAGCUCUGAUGAUCAAGGUUACAUCGCUGAUUGUUCAAAAAUGAAUAAUACUCUAUUAUCUAUUGAUUUUGGGGGAUUUAAUAUCUCUGCAAAUAUAUCUAAUUUCGUGACACGGACCAAGGAUCACUGUCUUUUAAAUAUUGAAGCCACAGACUCGGGAUUCGUGUUAGGGGAUGCUUUCCUCGUCGACGCAUAUGUCGUCUAUGAUUUAGAAGACUACGAAGUUUCUAUUGCUCAGGCUAGCUUUAACAGUCAAGGGGAAGACAUUGAAAUUAUCUCCAACAGUAUUCCAGGUGCUAUACCAGCCCCCGGAUACUCCAGCACAUGGGUGUAUACACCAGAUAGUCCCAUAGGAACAGGAGAUUUUCUUAAUAUGAGCUGGACCUCAUAUUCAGACUAUUCGGAAUACCAAACUUUACUCUCUGCUGCAACUGCAAGUAGUAGCAGCAGCAGUAGCAGUUCAGACCAAACAACUACGAAAAAACGGAACUCCGGUGACAGAAUACAGCAAUCAUUUUUUUCCUUUUCGCUAAUACCUCUUCUAUCUUACAUCCUUUUGUGA
This is a messenger RNA of Drosophila guanche, 1599 nucleotides long. Its product is annotated as aspartic proteinase yapsin-6-like. The record is from RefSeq and is a predicted model, not a curated record. The transcript has a single exon. NCBI's taxonomy places the organism in Eukaryota, Metazoa, Arthropoda, Insecta, Diptera, Drosophilidae. The coding region runs from base 1 to 1599 and encodes 532 amino acids. Gene Ontology annotation, molecular function: aspartic-type endopeptidase activity. Gene Ontology annotation, biological process: proteolysis.